CCUGAUUUCCCUCUCCACCCCAGACCGUCCCGCCACAUACGUCCAAGAUGAGGUACAUCCAGUCGGAAGAGCUGCUGGAAAUUCCAGAGGGUGUCAAGAUCGCUAUCAAGCGGAGAAUCGUAACUGUCGAGGGACCACGAGGCAAACUAUCCAAGGACCUCUCCCACCUCAGCGUCUCCUUCAGCAAAGUCCCCUCGCUGCCCAACACGAUCAAAAUCGAGCUGUUCCAUGGCGUGCGCAAAUCCGUGGCCGCGCUGCGCACCGUCCGCACCCUGAUCAACAACCUCAUCAUCGGCGUCACCAAGGGCUACCUGUACAAGAUGCGCUACGUCUACGCCCAUUUCCCAAUCAACGUCAACGUUGAGAAGAAGGACGACGGUAUCACCGAGGUGGAGAUCCGCAACUUUAUCGGCGAGAAGAUCACCCGGCGGGUGCGCAUGCACGAGGGCGUUGAGGUCGCCAUGAGCGCCAAUGUCAAGGAUCAGCUGGAGUUGAGCGGGAACAGUCUGGACAAUGUCAGCCAAAGUGCGGCGAGCAUUCAACAGAUUUGCAAGGUGCGGAAUAAGGAUAUUCGAAAGUUCUUGGACGGUCUCUACGUGUCAGAGCGAGGCAAUAUCGUUCAGGACUGAGCGGGAUCCUUCCUAGUCACCGUGCAUGCAUUGUUUUGGGGGACCUUCCUUUUCCUUUUGCGUGGGCGAUAGGCGGGGGUUGGGGAAAUACAAACUUCACUUCAAUGCAAGGGAGUCGAUGUUCUCACAAAAAUGCGAACAAGCUGAACGAUUCAAGGCGGCUCCGCUGCAACUGCUGUAUUCUAGCUGCCGUCGUGAAGAUAGCUGGGAUCGGAAUUAUACCUCGUCUAACCCACAUGACAAUUCGCGGAUGAUGUUCGAGUCUAAUCUUUUGGUGUGAUCUGGUUCUGCUAACCUGGAGUUUUCAAAGGGGGGAUGGAUGCUAAUGUGUUUCUACGCUGAUCAGACUCUCAUCACCUCCACGAUUCUCUCUCAUGUACUCUCACUGUAAUCACAGGCUAUUUACAGCUUUCUUCGCAACUCUUCUCCGCUCC
This is a messenger RNA of Mytilinidion resinicola, 1063 nucleotides long. Its product is annotated as 60S ribosomal protein. The transcript has 4 exons. Gene Ontology annotation, cellular component: cytosolic large ribosomal subunit; ribosome. Gene Ontology annotation, molecular function: rRNA binding; structural constituent of ribosome. NCBI's taxonomy places the organism in Eukaryota, Fungi, Ascomycota, Dothideomycetes, Mytilinidiales, Mytilinidiaceae. The record is from RefSeq and is a predicted model, not a curated record. Gene Ontology annotation, biological process: cytoplasmic translation. Bases 48 to 629 code for a protein of 193 amino acids.